Messenger RNA from Racocetra persica, 860 nucleotides. Lineage: Eukaryota; Fungi; Glomeromycota; Glomeromycetes; Diversisporales; Gigasporaceae. The record is from the annotation of a GenBank genome assembly.
CACCAAAAAAAUCAGAGCUUCCAUCAUCUUACACGGCUGUUUCACCUACAUCAGAUGUUUGCUCUGAUAAAAUCGUUCAAGAACCAAAGCAUUUAGUGUCUCAAAGUGCUAUUUACAAAAAAAACAAGCUUCCAUCAUCAUCUACUGCUGUUUCACCUACGUCAAAAUACGCAGAUGUGUCAAUAUCAGCACCUAUUGAUGCUCGUCAUGAUAAAACCGAUUCAAAUGCAGGGCCUAUAACACCAAUCAACAUGGAACCUAUUUAUAAUCCAACUACAUUUAACUGCAAGCCAUCGCACGCACGAUUCUUCAUAAUCAAAUCUUAUAAAGAGGAUAUUAUUUAUAAAUCAAUAAAAGAUGGAACUUGGGGCAGCACAGAAAUGGGUAAUCGUCGCUUGGAUAAAGCAUUUCGUGAUAACGCAGAAAAAGGCCCAAUUUAUUUGUUUUUUAGUGCCAACUCUAACGGAUAUUACGGCGGUAUGGCAGAGAUGCUUACUCCAGUGGAUUAUACAACAUAUUUUAGUGCUUGGACGCAAGAUAGAUGGAAGGGAGUAUUUAAAGUUAAAUGGAUUUUCGUUAAAGAUAUUCCUAAUAAGAAAGUAAGCCAUAUUAGAUUGUCAAACAACGAGUAUAAACCUGUCACAAAUAGUCGGGAUACUCAGGAACUGUUUCCUGAAGCUGGACGCGAAAUGUUAAAAAUAUUUUUCAAUUAUCGUAGCAAAACAUCAAUACUUGAUGAUUCUGAAUAUUAUGAAGCCGAAAUGAAAAAGGAAGAGAUAGUACCAACAAGUUCUGAGAUAAUGGUUUUAGAUACCUAUGAAUCCUGGUCUGAUAUUCAUUGUGGCGAUUUACACGACUAA